This is a messenger RNA of Strongylocentrotus purpuratus (purple sea urchin), 1355 nucleotides long. RefSeq lists its product as uncharacterized. The record is from RefSeq and is a predicted model, not a curated record. The transcript has 5 exons. Lineage: Eukaryota; Metazoa; Echinodermata; Echinoidea; Camarodonta; Strongylocentrotidae. Bases 50 to 1276 code for a protein of 408 amino acids.
CGUCAAAUAAAGCGCAUGUGAUCUAUAGCCGAUAAUUUCAUUGACAAGGAUGGAUGCAGCCGCAUCAUCAGGUGACAUGAAGAGAAACAUGGCUGCUGUAAACCAGAUGGCAGUUGACAUGAUAGUCAAUCAGCGUGCCCUUCCAUACCCUCGAGGCAACCGCUCAAUCAGGCCCAACGGCCGCAAGUACAACUCGUACACCCCCGAAAUGCGCACCCGCAUUGCCAAGUACGCGAUGGUGGCAGGAGACCUGGAGACUGCGCAACACUUUAGCCGUGAAUUGGGACAUAAGGUGGCCGUCACCAGCGUGUGGCGAUUCAGAAAGGCCUAUACCAGGGAGUUGAAAUGGCUCCAUCAGGAAGGGGUGAUCUACCAACCUAAUUCGUACAGCGCGGGGGAUAGACGCCAGGGAGGGGUGCAUAGGAGAGUUGGUGGGAGGAGCCGAGGCGUCGACAUUGCAGAUGCAGUCACUGUUCAGCAAGGACGAGGUGAGCAGAUGGAUAUGGGGGCAGACUGUGACUGGACCCCGCCCACCGAGGCUGAGAUGAAAGUGAUUCAAGCCAAGAAGGAAAGAUCAGACAAGAUCAGUAAACUGAUGGGAGACUACCUACUCAAGGGAUACCGCAUGCUAGCCACCACCUGCACGCAUUGCGGGACGAUUCUGUUACGAGACAAGCAGCAGAAGGAUUACUGUGUGACGUGCAGUGAACUGGCUACAGAGCAUGCCAAGGAUGACCCAGCACUGAGUGCAGAAGCAGCAAGAUCUCAGGUGAGGGAACAAGAAUUGGUGAGGGCCUCUCCCUCAUCCUCAUCAGGAACCGGUGGUGUCUCAGCACAGAACACAGACGACAUGCCCUUCACCAUCACCAACGUUUGCUCAGGUCCUGAGGCCUUGGGCAACCACCAGCUCCAGGGAGCAACCUCCGCUACCGCUCAGAGGAUCCAGCUGCAGUCAUCCCCAUCACCGGCACCUCCACCAACAAACCCUCAAGCUACCGUUCUCCCCCAGACGGCCGGCUCGCUGAUGAACAACACCCAGCAUGCCCCCGCUACCACCACAAUGGGUGCACCAGGAGGAGCCAGAACAUGUGGGGAUCGGAACACAAGGGUUGAACUUGUGAUCGGACAGUCACUAGACUCUGUCUUGGACAAGCUCACGUGGGCUAGUGCAGAGCUUAGAAAGAGCACCUCCGUAGAGUCGUGCACUCAAUUGUGCAGGCUGAUCCAGGCAUGUGCCGAUGCCGCGGACAGUUUGAAAGGGAGUAAUCAAAACUGAAAAAGAGAUCCUGAAAGACUUUGGACCUUCCUGAUCACCCUUGUAUUUGUGUGAAUGAAAAAGAAUACUAUCAGCCAAA